Durio zibethinus is the source of this 2225-nucleotide messenger RNA. RefSeq names its product rho GDP-dissociation inhibitor 1-like. Gene Ontology annotation, molecular function: Rho GDP-dissociation inhibitor activity; protein binding. Gene Ontology annotation, cellular component: membrane; cytoplasm; cytosol. NCBI's taxonomy places the organism in Eukaryota, Viridiplantae, Streptophyta, Magnoliopsida, Malvales, Malvaceae. Gene Ontology annotation, biological process: Rho protein signal transduction. The record is from RefSeq and is a predicted model, not a curated record.
AUAAACUAAAUUAAAUCACGCAAUCAGGCAUAAUCAGUUUGCGGAUCCUUUCAAUUAAUUCCAUCAUUUAUCAAUUAUUAAAUCCAAUAACCUCCAAAUUCUAGAGAGAAGUCAAAUUGGUAAAAACUGUUGUCCCUAUGUACUAUUUUCAGUGAAUUGGAAUUGGUAUUCUAAAUUCCCAAGGCAUGGAAGCACGUUUGACAACUUAUCCCAAGUGUUGCACUUUGAAAGUACGACAUUGUAAUUCAGGACGACAAUCAAAAAGUUCAUUCAGGUUACAGAAAAGUCUGAAACUGAUGAGUGUCUAGUCUACUUACAUCCGAGGUAAAACAAUUCUAAGCAUCUUUUAUUUUUUUCCAUUUUUCCGAUCAUUGUUUCCGUGAGAAGAGGUCAAAGGGCAUCUAUCAUCCACCCAAUCCUAGGCUAGCUAGGCUGUCUGUCUCUCUUUUUUCUCUGUGUUUCUCGCGUGCAAGUGUGUCCUGUUAAAUAAGAAAUACUACUAAUUAUCCCCUCCUCAAAUCUUGGUCUUCGUGGAAGCUUGUGCAGGAGUGACCUUCACGAUCUCGCCAUCUCUUUCUCUUAUUUUUGUUCCAUGAUACAUAAUUUCGGAUCACCACAUGACCCUUUCCUCGGGUGUUUCAACUUCCCUCAACAACCCAUCUCUCUUUCUUGCUAUCCAUCCUCUCUUUCUUGGUGUCUUUUCUUGUUUGAAGGAUUAUCCUAUUCCUUUGGUGGGUUUUCUUGAUAUUUGGUUACUGUUUACCUUUCUGGGAUUCUUCGACCCAAUAUACCUCUUUUAAUACUUUUUUUUUUAAUUGGAGGUUCCCUCCAUCUUUUGUUGUUUUCUUCUGAGAUUCUUCCUAGUGCGUUUUUUGGUUUCUCUUUUCUGUUCUUUUGCGUUUUGGGCAACUCUAUUAGUUACUAAAUUAUAUUUUCGGUGAGUGAGUUUGACCUCUUUAUCUUGCAUUAGCUCAUUUUCUGUUGUACUGUUGAUGGGGUGUUGAUGUCUUUGGCGGUUGGUGAGGAUUCAAGUUCUAAAAGGAUGGGGUUUGACAACGACAGAAAUGAUAGUGAAGCUUCUGAGACAAAAACAUCAAAGAUACCUCCAAACGAAGAUAACGUUGAAGAACAUCACCCUGGAAUCAGUAUUAAAGCCAGCGAGAGUUCUCUUUGUCCAACUGAGGAUGAAGAUGAUGACGAAGAGAGGAAGAUUGAGUUGGGCCCUCAGUGCAGCCUUAAAGAACAUUUCGAAAAGGAUAAGGAUGAUGAGAGCUUGAGGAGGUGGAAGGAACAACUUCUUGGGACUGUGGAUUUCGAGUCAGUUGGAGAAAAUCUGGAACCAGAGGUUAAGAUCCUGAGCCUUGCAGUCAAAUCACCUGGUAGACCUGAUAUGGUACUUCCAAUUCCAGAGGACGGAAAGCCCAAAGGUUUGUGGUUUACCUUAAAAGAAGAUAGCAAAUACAGCCUGCAAUUCACGUUCCAAGUGAGCAACAACAUUGUAUCUGGCCUCAAGUAUACUAAUACCGUUUGGAAAACUGGUGUCAAGGUGGAUAGCACGAAAGAGAUGAUUGGAACCUUCAGUCCCCAGGAAGAGCCAUACACAUAUGAAAUGUCUGAAGAGACAACUCCAUCUGGUAUUUUUGCUAGAGGAAAUUAUUCAGCUAGAAGUAAGUUUGCUGACGAUGACAACAAGUGCCACUUGGAGAUUAAUUACACUUUUGACAUCCGCAAAGAAUGGCAAUCAUAGACUACUUACGAGUUUCUCUGUCAUUGCUUUGCUUCGACUCCAUUGUUUGCCAAGUCUCCUUUAGAUGUGACCGUAAUUCAUUUUCUUUGUUCCUAUGUGAGACUGAUCAACUACACAACGAAGAGAGUCAAUCAACAUUUUCUGUUUUUCCCUGAAUCCGAGUUGCAGUUAGACAUUCAUUCUUCAGUAGGAAUCAAUUAAUAAAAAGUUAAGCUGUUGAACUUCGAGGGUUGAUCAGUUGGGAACCGCUAAUCUGCACCUGGCAUUGUAGUAACCACAUUUUUAAUGGACAACGAAAACUUGAAACUUUAAAGAGUUCGUUCAUAAUUGCAUGGUUUGUUUUUUCCUUCACCGUGAAAGUUAAAGUUAGCCAAAGCAUGUCCCUUAAGCCCUACUUUCUUCCAUCUUUUUGUCCCAACCAAACGAACUAGUAUUACUUUGUUUCUUUUUCUUUUCCAAUGGUUUCAUAAAAGCCAUG